AUUUGAAUUUUGGUGAAUAUUAUAUGCAAAAAUGUAAAAGAUGCAAAAGUGAUAAGAACAUUAUCUUAGCAUAUAAACCUUUAGACAAAGGGGAAAGUAGCAAACAUAAAAGGCAUUUGUGUGCAAAAUGUUUAAGUGGUGAAGAAUGUAUUGAAACCGGCGACUACUUGGGAAAAAAAUUCUAA
Molecule: messenger RNA, 185 nt
Organism: Racocetra persica
Lineage: Eukaryota; Fungi; Glomeromycota; Glomeromycetes; Diversisporales; Gigasporaceae
Source: the annotation of a GenBank genome assembly